UGUCCCAAGGCUUGGUUGUUGAGGCAAUUGCAAACCUCUUUUUACACCUAAGCUUCCAUCGUUAAAAUCGUUACUUGUGUAGUGCAAAAAACUGUUUCUGUACGCAUCCGAAUAGUAGCUAUAGUAUAUGUGUAGAUGUAGAUCUAUGUGUGUAGUGUAGCUCAGGUGAGAGUUAUUUUGUUGUACGCAACAUCACUAAUCAUGAUUUGGUCUCUUUUUAAUUCAACUCGAUCUAGAAACUGAAGAACAGGACGGCAUUCAGUUUGAUGUGAAGAAUGCAACGUUCGCCAGAUUCCUCACCGGGGUACGACCGUCGAAAAACUCCAUCGGGACGGACUCGCUGUCGAUGAUGAACAUGAGCCCAGGGUCCAGCGUCAUUUCGGAAUGGGGCCGCGAACGAGACGCGUCGUCCCUACUGGCUCGAAUGACCGUAACGCCCAGUGUGGCGUCCAAAAGUUAUGCGUACUCGACGCAAUCAUUCAUCCACCUGGCGACCACCAUCGGCAACUUGCCAUACCGUACGAACAACUACUUCGGAUUCCUCACGCCCCGACGCAUGCCGUGGAUUCACCACUUCCACAUCCCCGCGCUUCCGUCCCGGUAUCAUGGCCGCAGUCGGUCGACUUCGCUGAACGACGUUUUUUCGACCGAAAAAUAUCUCUCGAUGACGGACGACGUCCUGAAGCAGACCAUCCGCCGGAAGCUACACUUUGAGCAGACGCAGGGUACCGUGAUGGCGCCGUUACCGCCUCAGGCGGUGAACCCAUUCCGCAACCAACCGAGGUUCUUUUUCGAGAUGGAGGCUGAAUUGGGCCACGAUAACACAAAAUUAGAGCGCAUUUCGGAGGUUUGCGAUGCCCGUCUGCGGCAGGUGCGUUCCGUCCAGCAGGACUCUUUUCUGCUCCAACUGGAGGGCCUGCAGUACUCGAAGCCGUCCACACCCGAGAGCUUGACUGGUAACGGUUUGGAUUGUUCCGAACUGGUGAGCGAGGACGAUAUAGAUUUCUUUGUCCAUUCAAAUGAACCAUUGCAAAGCGAAACCUCGCUACUGAACCAUACGCGUGAGCUAUUUAGUGACGCAGCAACUGCUAGCUCGCUCAACCUCGACGAGAAGGAAUGGACGAUUUUGGAAAAGAUUGACAGCUUCUCGCUCAAGUACGGCACCUUGCCAGCGGUGUACACCAAAAUCGGUGAGCAAAUUAUCAAUCGUACAAACUACGAUGAAAUCAAUGUUCGCUCGGAGGAGACCACGAAUGCCGUCACUGGAUCGGCACGUGAGGAAGAACCGGAACCGGUGGAGGAAUUCGGCACAGAUCCAGCACCGUCGGCUGGACAGCGGUCAAGCUCGGUUUCUCCCAAGCGACUGAAUGGUGGCCGGAAGCGAGCCACGCCGGCCACGCUGAACAAGCGGACGAAAAAUCGACGCAACCGGAACUUUAUUCAGGAAAAUAUCGAACGCGUCAAGACAAAGCAGCAGUACUCGUCACCCACCCUGUGCCGGUCGUCAAAAAGUGGCAAGCCCGUCGAACGAAAAACGCCACUGACGGCCAAGCAGACGCACAGCGCUGUUCGGAAGCUGCGCCGGCAAUCUUUGAAGCGUCGCAGUUUGCAGUUCAACUCCGAUCACGACGAAGAGGACGAUCAUUAUCUUACGCCGAAAGUAUGUAACAAUCAGAGCGAGCAGCAGCAGUUGAAGGAAGAGUGCAAACAACAGACGCAAUGUAUCACCGAAUUAGGCGAUUCUCUGAGCCAGAUGCAGAACGAUGUGCAGGAAAUUGUUCAACUGCAGGGCGAGAUCGACGAGGUCCGGGCCAAUCAUUUGGAAAUGAUGACCAAGGCCACGCUGGAAGACUGUCUGCGAGUGAACAACAAUGACCCCGCUUCGUCCGAGUAUGCCGCCGACGAAGAAUAAUUUGUCCGGUUCGAAUUCGAAACGUUUUAACGUUUAUCCUCAGUUUUUUUUAUGCCAACGAACUACAAUGUUUAAGUAUUUAAUGUUAUCUCUUACAUUCUAAGACACUGAUUACUUGUUUUUUUUUUUCAUUAAUUUUCGUUUAAUAAACCAUAAUGAUGACCAUCGUAGGUGCGUCUCGUCGAACUCUAGUUUUCUUACUCUGUAUCUGAAUCAUCUGAAUUUGAUUUGCAGUGCGAAUUAUGAGUGAUUACAUUUUAGUGCAAUUAUAUUUUAAUCAUAUGAAGUUUUGAUAGUGCAGGCCAAGGGCGAAUGAUGCUGACGAUACCUCUUCAGUUGACGCUCAGGCGAGGAACAUCCUGGAAGGAGCGUCACUGACUACGUCCGUAGUCCUGUUAGAUCAUUCUUGUUCAAGACAGUAUAGCUCUGGUUCCUUGCAAG
Culex quinquefasciatus (southern house mosquito) is the source of this 2353-nucleotide messenger RNA. RefSeq lists its product as uncharacterized. Bases 347 to 1912 code for a protein of 521 amino acids. Lineage: Eukaryota; Metazoa; Arthropoda; Insecta; Diptera; Culicidae. The transcript has a single exon. The record is from RefSeq and is a predicted model, not a curated record.